This is a messenger RNA of Stegastes partitus (bicolor damselfish), 4701 nucleotides long. Its product is annotated as IQ motif and Sec7 domain ArfGEF 1. Gene Ontology annotation, biological process: regulation of ARF protein signal transduction; actin cytoskeleton organization. The record is from RefSeq and is a predicted model, not a curated record. NCBI's taxonomy places the organism in Eukaryota, Metazoa, Chordata, Actinopteri, Pomacentridae. The transcript has 14 exons. Gene Ontology annotation, molecular function: guanyl-nucleotide exchange factor activity. The coding region runs from base 134 to 3544 and encodes 1136 amino acids.
UAAUUUGUGGUUGAGGAGGGAGUGAGCAGACUGUACUUCUUCUGGCUCUUUUAGGGGGAGUUGCUGCAGUUUUGUGUUUUUGAAACUUUUUUUGAAACUUCCUUCUUCUGUGCCAUGCGCAUUUUUUUCGGGCAUGUCUGACGCCUCCGGUGAUGUCACCGCCAUAUGGAAUGCGAUGUGGAAGUACUGCAUUUCCAGCCGAACUAUAAGUGUGGAAGGGGAUGGACGGCCCGGUGAGAGCGGCCCUUCCUUGGACGGUGGAGCCGGCUAUGGCCAGGGUCCCGUGACUCACGGCUCAGCCAUCAGCCCCGACCGAUUUGACGGCCAACUUUACAGCCACGGAGUUCAGCCUGGUCCUCAGAGGCCGCGUCGGCCCAAACUCCAGCACUCACAGUCCAUCCUCCGGAAGCAGGCUGAGGAGGAGGCCAUCAAGCGUUCCCGCUCGCUCUCCGAGAGCUAUGAGCUCUCUGCUGACCUCCAGGAUAAACAGGUGGAGAUGCUGGAGCGUAAAUAUGGUGGACGAUUCAUAACUCGCCAUGCGGCUCGCACCAUCCAGACAGCCUUCCGUCAGUAUCAGAUGAACAAGAACUUUGAACGUCUCAGGAGCUCUAUGUCAGAGAACCGCAUGUCCAGACGCAUCGUUCUCUCUAACAUGAGGAUGCAGCUCUCAUUUGAGGGCCCUGAAAAAGUGCACAGCUCCUAUUUCGAAGGGAGGCAGGUGUCCAUGACGGAGGAUGGCACCCCGCUGUCCAUGGUGCAGUCUGAAUGCGGAGACAUAGAGGUCCACCAGCAGGCCAACAUGGCAUCUCACCCGGCACCACAGAGUGACCUGACGGACGCCAUCACAGAGCUGGAGGACGCCUUUUCCAGGCAGGUCAAGUCUCUGGCCGAGUCGAUAGAUGAUGCUCUGAACUGUCGCAGCCUCCAGGGGGAUGAGGGUCCUGACCCGGAGGCCAUGGGCUGCUCCGAGGUGGAAGGUGAGGUGCCCUAUCAGGUGAAGUCCCACCGCAGGGCAGCUGGGCGGAUGCACGAUGAAACGAUGGCAUCCUACAGCGAUGUGACUCUGUUCAUAGAUGAGGAGGACAUGUCCCCUUCUAUUGCUCUGUCGAGGUCGGGGGACCAGCCCUCAAGCACAGAAUCAGACUUACGCUUGCGGUCGGUCAACUCCUCCCAAGAAUACUGGCCUAUUGACCCCAAAGAUGAGGGUCGUGACACAGACACAAGCUGCCGCAGCACUCCUUCUCUGGAGUGCCAAGAGCAGCGUCUUAGAAUGGACCAUCUCCCUCUGUUGACCAUAGAACCUCCUAGUGAUAGCUCUGCGGAGCUCAGCGACCGGUCCGACCGCGGCUCUGUCAAACGGCCGCCCGUGUAUGAACCUCACAGCCACAUCGUGACGUCAUCCCAGGCGAGCCCCAAACACAUUUCCCACGGCCCCCCUCCUCGAGCUCCCUCCCGUGACGACGACGCACCUCUGCGCCACCGUCACCGCCAGCUAGAGAGCCACUUGGCUAUCAACGGCUCGGCCAACAGGCAGAGCAAGUCGGAAUCGGACUUCUCCGACGGGGACAACGACAGCAUCAAUAGCACAUCGAACUCGAACGACACCAUCAACUGCAGCUCCGAGUCCUCGUCCAGAGACAGCCUACGAGAGCAGACGCUGAGUAAGCAGACGUACCACAAAGAGACUCGCAACAGCUGGGACUCGCCCAUCUUCAGCAACGACGUGAUUCGCAAGAGACACUAUCGCAUCGGCCUGAACCUUUUCAACAAAAAGCCAGAGAAGGGCAUCCAGUACCUGACUGAGAGGGGAUUCAUCCCUGACACACCAGUUGGCGUUGCCCACUUUCUUCUGCAAAGGAAGGGACUGAGCAGGCAGAUGAUCGGAGAAUUUCUGGGCAAUCGACAGAAACAGUUCAACAGAGAUGUCUUGGACUGUGUGGUAGACGAAAUGGACUUCCAGGGCAUGGAGCUGGACGAGGCCCUCAGGAAAUUUCAGAACCACAUCCGUGUCCAGGGUGAAGCCCAGAAGGUGGAGCGGCUCAUUGAAGCCUUCAGCCAGCGAUACUGCAUCUGCAACCCCACGGUGGUGCGGCAGUUCAGGAACCCUGACACCAUCUUCAUCCUGGCCUUCGCAAUCAUCCUCCUCAACACCGACAUGUACAGCCCCAACGUCAAGCCCGAGAGGAAGAUGAAGCUGGAGGAUUUCAUCAAGAAUUUAAGAGGUGUGGACGAUGGCGAGGACAUACCUCGGGAGACUCUGGUUGGCAUCUAUGAGAGGAUUCGUAAGCGAGAGCUCAAGACCAACGAAGACCACGUGUCGCAGGUUCAAAAGGUUGAGAAGCUCAUUGUGGGAAAGAAACCAAUUGGAUCGCUGCACCAUGGCCUGGGAUGUGUGCUGUCGCUGCCUCAUCGCCGGCUGGUGUGUUACUGCCGCCUGUUUGAAGUGCCAGAUCCCAACAAACUCCAGAAGUUGGGCCUGCACCAGCGGGAGAUCUUCCUGUUCAAUGACCUCCUAGUGGUAACCAAGAUUUUCCAGAAGAAGAAGAAUUCGGUGACAUACAGCUUCAGACAGUCCUUCUCUCUGUAUGGGAUGCAAGUCAUGCUGUUUGAAAAUCAGUAUUACCCAAAUGGGAUCAGACUUACAUCGGCGAUACCAGGUGCAGACAUCAAAGUGCUCAUCAACUUCAAUGCGCCCAACCCCCAGGACCGCAAGAAGUUUACAGACGACCUGCGAGAGUCUAUUGCCGAAGUCCAGGAAAUGGAGAAAUACAGAAUAGAGUCUGAGCUGGAGAAGCAGAAGGGGGUGGUGAGGCCCAGCAUGUCGCAGAGCUCCGGUCUGAAGAAGGAAGCUGGCAACGGGAACAUGAACCGUGCCAGUCUGGAUGACAGCUACGCCAUGGGAGAGGGCCUGAAGAGGAGCGCCCUCAGCAGCUCCCUGAGAGACCUCUCUGAAGCAGGCAAGCGGGGGCGUCGCAGCAGUGCAGGAUCACUAGACAGCAAUAUGGAAGGGUCCAUCAUUAGCAGUCCAAACACACGAAGGAGAGCCACCACGCCGCGCGAGGGCGCCCCCCGCGGCCAUCCCUCCAUCCCUAACUCAGCAUCGACUUCCAUCCUCGGGUCGCUCUUUGGCAGCAAGCGAGGCAAACCGUCAUCUCAGAGCCACCCCCCUUUCCCCCCGCCCGGUCACCCCACUCUCAUAUCCCACAAGCCCCACCCGACCAACCUGCAUCACACGGCACAGGCGGUCCACGCAGUGCAGGCCCAGCUCCACGGCCACCAUUCCCAGUACUGCCAAGUCCCGCAGAACCCGCCGCCUUACCACCACCACCACCACUACCACCCGCCCCCCCACACGCAGUACCACCAGCACCCGGCCUACACCUCGCACACACACCAACACGGCCACUCGCAGCACAGCCAUUACAGCCAGCAUCCACAUCACGUCUCGCACUCGCAGCACACUUCUCACCACCACAGUCAGCAGUCGGGUUCAGCGCCCGGCGGACCCAAACCCAAACACAGUGGCAUCAGCACCGUAGUGUGAUGCUCCUAACGCAAGAGAGGAGGAAACAAGGAGGGGACUUUAUGAAGGAGGGACAAUUGCUUACACCAAAGGGACUGACAGCAUAACUCUAUGGCCUGUCCACUGUGUUUGUGCUGCUGUGAUGGAAACCAAUCACACGCAGUCACCUUUUUUCACUCUAAUAUGCAGGAUGGAAAUCGGACUCAAAUCUUCCACUAGGGGCCUUUUACUAGUUUGCCUGAUCAGGGGCUUUAGUAGUCCCAUCAGGGUUUUGUGUGGGGUUUGUGCGGGGGAGGGGGGGUUCUGCACAGGAAGAUGCUCUUUGUUUUCAACACACAAACACACACACACCGCCCGGCCGUGAUGGUUGAAGAGAAACUGUGUUUUCUCCCCAAGCCGCUCCCCCCUGCUGCUCCAUUCCCCUCAAUAAUCUGUCUUACCUUCACAUAAUCAGGAGGAAAGAUGGCCUGAGAUGAGAACAUGGCUGACUGUUUUUUUUUUCUCUGUCACAGUGGCAUAAUUUCUUGUGCACAGCCUUUUUGGAAGUCAACUUUCAAAUCUUUGGUUUGCAGAUCCUACCAUCAUAUGAAUGCUAUUUGUUGUUGCCUCCUGUAGAGCUCAUAUGUAGUGAAAAAACCUAGAUAUAAUCAUUUCACACUAACUUAAAUCAAAGGACAGGUAAACAACUCGACUGAGUCAGUCAUAGUAGUUCUAGUGCUGUAUUUACUGUAGAUGACAGCUAUAUGUGUUGUCUCCUAGCUCUCAUAAAUAAAUGUGCCAAUUAUUAAUGCAUAAUCUAUUUAGUCAAGACUUCAUGUACAGUAUAUUGUGUGUAAAGUAAUUUGUAAGAUUAUACUUACAAUUAUUAUUAUCAGCAAAAAGGAAUUUUAUCAGUAUUAUACUGACUCAGUGGUAACAGGAUGUAGAUCUGGUAGGAGUGAACUCCCAUUUAGUUCGGCCUGUAAUCUAUUCUGGAAUUUUCGCCUUUCAAAUGAAUGAGACAGAGCCUCUGGACGGCAGCUGCUGCAUACGGGCCUCGAAAUGCUGUGUUGUCACAGCUGACGCCUCAAAACAGACUUUUCCUGUCAACUCUUGCUGUUGACGAACUAGAUCAGUUGCUUGUUUGGUUGUCCGUUUACUUCUCAUGCUGUGGCUGCCAAAAAAAAAAAAAAAAAGUU